CAGGCUUCCUGGUUGAUCGCUCAGCAGACAGCAGCACUCGGGCUCUGGUCAGACUUGCUGCAGAGGAUCCCUGUGCCAGGGCUGCUGCUCAGUAGGGAAGGGGACUGCGCCCACUCCUAAUCCAAGUGCCAACCCAGGGAGGGGUGAGAGAAACUUUUUCUUCUUCUUCUUUUUGUGUGUGUGCCCAGCCUGUCUGUGAGAGGAUCAGAGACACUGCAUGCAGGUGCCUCGGUGCUGGGGCUCUGGCAUGGACAGGGGAAGAUCUGCAGCAGCGCACUGACAGCAGCCUGCAUCCCAAAUCAGGCCCCUCAUCUCCUUUACCUGCCCCAGGAGGGUCGUCCACCGGGUCUAUGGCUGGGACCAUGAGGUUCAAUGGCAAUUUAAAACUGAAGAUCGGUGAAGCAGUGGGUCUGCAGGCGACCAGGUGGUCUCUGAGGCACUCGGUCUUCAAGAAAGGCUCCUGUCUGCUGGAUCCCUACAUCACCAUCAAUGUGGAUGAGUGCCCCAUUGGGAAGACCACCGUCAAGCACAGAACUAAUAAGCCCACCUUCAACGAAGAGUUCUGUGUCACUAUAAGCGAGGGGAGCAAGAUGGAGUUGGCCGUUUUCCACGACACCCCAAUCGGCUAUGAUGACUUUGUGGCUAAUUGCAACCUCAGUUUUCAGGAGCUGCUCAGAAACUGCGGACCCACGGACUCCUUUGAAGGCUGGAUUGACUUGGAACCUGAAGGCAAAGUAUACGUGUCAAUAACCCUCAUAGGUAGCUUCACAGAAGGAACAAUGCGGGAUGGUCGGCUACUGAGGCACUUUACAAGGAAACGACAGAGGGCUAUGAGAAGAAGGGUGCACCAGGUUAAUGGACACAAGUUUAUGGCGACUUAUCUGCGCCAGCCAACGUACUGCUCGCACUGUAAAGAGUUUAUUUGGGGAGUGUUUGGCAAGCAGGGAUACCAGUGUCAAGUUUGCACAUGUGUGGUUCACAAGCGCUGCCACCAGUUGAUCGUCACAGCUUGCAUUUGCAUGAACAAUUCAGCUAAAGUGGAAAAAAAGAUCUUUGAACAGAGAUUUGGGAUCAAUUUACCUCACAAGUUCCGUGACCACAAUUAUAAGGUGCUAACGUUCUGUAAUCAUUGUGGGUCGUUAUUAUGGGGUCUAAUGAGGCAAGGAUUACAGUGUAAAAUAUGUAAGAUAAAUGUGCACAAGAGAUGCGAGGCCAGUGUGGCUCAUAACUGUGGGGUGAAUUCAGUAGAGCUGGCCAAUGCGCUGGCAGGAAUGGGUCUGCAGCCCGGGAACAUUGCUGUCACACGGCAAUCAGACAGCAGCCCGGCCAGAUCAGAAAACGGCUGUGAAGAAGAUUCUCUGUCCAACACGUCCUCGCAGUACAAAUUUGGGAUUGAGGAUUUCACCUUUAUACGCGUUCUGGGAAAAGGCAGCUUUGGAAAGGUAAUGCUUGCCAAAUCGAGAGAUGGAGAUAACCUCUUUGCAGUGAAGGUGCUAAAGAAGGAUGUGAUUCUUCAAGAUGAUGACGUGGAAUGUACUAUGACUGAGAAGCGCAUCCUGGCCCUGGCUUCUAAUCAUCCGUUCCUUACACAGCUCUUCUGCUGCUUCCAGACUACGGACCGAUUGUUUUUUGUGAUGGAGUUUGUGAAUGGGGGUGACCUGAUGUUCCACAUACAGAAAUCUCGGCGGUUUGAUGAAGCUAGGGCUUGUUUCUACAGCGCUGAAAUCACAUCAGCCCUCAUGUUCCUCCAUGAGAAAGGAGUGAUUUACAGGGAUCUGAAGCUGGACAAUGUUCUGCUAGAUCAUGAUGGUCAUUGCAAGUUGGCUGAUUUCGGGAUGUGCAAAGAGGGGAUCCGUGAAGGAUGCACAACAUCAACGUUCUGCGGGACUCCUGAUUACAUUGCACCAGAGAUAUUACAAGAGAUGCAGUAUGGGCCCCUGGUGGACUGGUGGGCCAUGGGAGUCCUCCUGUAUGAGAUGCUCUGUGGUCAUGCCCCCUUUGAGGCAGAGAAUGAAGAUGAUCUUUUUGAAGCUAUUUUGAAUGACGAAGUCAUCUAUCCAGCGUGGCUUUCCCAGGAUGCUGUGGGAAUUCUGCAGGCUUUCAUGAAGAAAAAACCUAGUAAAAGGCUGGGGAGCUUGGCACUGGGAGGAGCGAAAGCCAUCCUAUGGCACCCGUUUUUUAAAGAUAUUAACUGGGAUCAACUUAACAAAAAAGAAAUUGAGCCUCCAUUUAGACCAAGGAUUAAAUCCAGAGAAGACGUGAGUAACUUUGACCCUGAGUUCAUUAAAGAGGAAGCAGUAUUGACUCCUAUCGAUGAGAAGCUAAUCCCAAUGAUUAAUCAGGAUGAGUUCAGACAUUUCUCAUACACGGCACCAGAACCCCAGAGCAUGUCACUGGAUGGAAAUGCCCGGAUGCUGCAAUGAAAUAAGAAGAUAGCAAGAGGUUUUCUCCAAGAACAUGGUUUAUGUGCCUUUGUAGGUUUAGUGCAGCCUGAGAAGAUGAAUCAUUUAUCACGCUGGUACUAUAUCUAUAUGCCCUGAAUUUAAAGCAUCUCUUGGUGUCUGAAAACAGAAAGCUUUGACACAUUAGUGAUGGUGGAAGAGUGAAUUUCUCCAGAGCAUUAGACUUCACAUUCUUGCUAAAUCUCAAUUCAUCUAAGCUGUGCUUGCAAGCCACUUAAAGGAGAUUUACGCUGCAGGCUAUUACUUACUCCAGGCUCUGCUUCAGAGCUGUGUAUGUGAAUGCUUAAAAUGCUAUGUGCGAAAGGCAACACGGUGCAUCCUUGUGUUUGAUAUUUGGCUUUAGGAGAAAUAAUUUCAGCCCAACCGGUCACUUCCAUCCUGUAGCAAGUGUGCAAUGGGUUAGCUACAGGCCCAGCACAAGAAACCAGUUGAGAAUGGAAAAACUCGGUACAUAUAAGAAUGGCGGAAGCAGCCGAAACGAAUUGUUACAAGCUGAAAGAGACUGACAUAGAGAAUACUGACAAUAACUAUGUCCUGUUAGUUUGUGAAGAUAGCAAAGGUUGGCCAUCUCACAUCAAAUGACAAAAAACCUGGACCAUCCUGAGACCA
Molecule: messenger RNA, 3071 nt
Organism: Bufo bufo (common toad)
Lineage: Eukaryota; Metazoa; Chordata; Amphibia; Anura; Bufonidae
Gene: PRKCH
Product: protein kinase C eta
Exons: 14
Coding region: 351-2423 (690 amino acids)
Biological process (GO): protein phosphorylation
Molecular function (GO): diacylglycerol-dependent serine/threonine kinase activity; ATP binding
Source: RefSeq, a predicted model, not a curated record